This is a messenger RNA of Tyto alba (common barn owl), 3615 nucleotides long. RefSeq names its product protein NYNRIN-like. NCBI's taxonomy places the organism in Eukaryota, Metazoa, Chordata, Aves, Strigiformes, Tytonidae. Gene Ontology annotation, biological process: DNA integration. The record is from RefSeq and is a predicted model, not a curated record. The transcript has 3 exons. Gene Ontology annotation, molecular function: RNA-DNA hybrid ribonuclease activity; nucleic acid binding. The coding region runs from base 2323 to 3351 and encodes 342 amino acids.
AGCCAGCACCAAGGAAUUAUCAGGGAGAGCCAUCGUUCUCGACCCAUAAAGCUCCUCGCAACAUUCCCUGGAAAGCCCAGAUGGGACUCUCUCUGCUCGGCUGCUGGAACGACUGAGGAACAGACGUCCUAGCCAUGGCCCAAGAAUUCUCGGAGGAACUCCGCUCCCAGCUGUUCACUGCAGGAGCAGACAAGAGCCAUCUAAACUGCGGACAAAGAUCUUCCAAUAAAAGGAGAAAUCAGCAAGGAAAUUACUGACCAGGUAUACCCAGGAGUAUGGGCAAUGGGCAUACCAGGGUGAGCUUAAAAUGCUAUACCAGUUAUCAUGAAAUUGAAAGAGGGACAAAAGCAGGUAAGGAUAAAACAAUAUCCUCUAAAGUGGGAGGAUUGGGAAGGUAUUCAGCCCACUAUUAAAAAAUUUUUGGACCAGGGGUUGCUGAAGGAAUGUGAAUCUGCCUUUAAUACCCCUAUCCUUUCAAUGAAGAAACCAGGUGGAUCCCACCGGGUUGUACAGGACCUGAGGGCAAUUAACAAAAUAACCAAGGACCUAUAUCCUUUAGUGGCUAACCCCUAUACCUUGCUUACUACGAUGACCAAUGAAUUAACCUGGUUUACUGUUCUAGAUUUAAAGGAUGCCUUCUUUUGCCUCCCUCUCCACGAGCCUAGCCAGAAAUUAUUUGCCUUUGAAUGGGAAAAUCCCAAAAGCAGCCGUAAAACUCAAUUAACCUGGACGGUGCUGCCUCAAGAAUUCAAGAACAGUCCCAAAAUAUUUGGCAAUCAACUAGACAAAUAUCUUGAAAACUGGGACCUGCCACCUGACAAAGGCAACAUUCUUCAAUCUGUAGUUGACCUGCUUGUUGUCACGGAGACCAGAGAAAGUUGUACAGCCUGGACGGUGAGUCUUUUAAACUAUUUGGGCCUACAGGGGUACCAGGUCUCCCAGAAGAACGCACAGGUAGUACAACAGCAAGUUGUCAUUUGGGCUACGAGAUAAGUGUGGGUGUCCGUACCCUAGGACAAAGCUGAAAGGAAACAAUUUGCCAGACACCACAGCCCAGGACUGUGAAAGAACUACACACCUUUUUGGGCAUGACUAGGUGGUGUAGACUCUGGAUUUACAACUAUGGACUCCUUCUGAAACCUUUGUAUGACCUUAUCAAGGCAUGGACAUGUGAGAAUAGACUGAGAUGGACCCCAGAAGCGAUCAGGGCCUACACAGACUGAUGUCAACACCUGUGCUCAGUCUCCCGGACGUGAGUAAACAUUUCCUUUUAUUCUCGCAUGAGAAGCAGGGAAUUGCUUUGGGAAUCCUAGCCCAGGACCCUGGGCCCUAUUGAAGAGCUGUGGCCUAUUUCUCCAAGCAAAUGGACAAGGCAGCAAAAGGGUAGCCAGGGUGUCUCAGAGCAGUGGCAGCUACUAUCUUGAAUGUCCAGGAGGCUUGCAAGUUCACCUUGGGUCAGAAAAUGACCGUGCUUGUCUCUCACACAGCGUAGGCAGUCUUGGAAGCUAAAGGUGGCCACUGGAUGUCACCACAGAGGUUCCUGAAAUACCAGGCUAUCAUGGUAGAACUAGACAACACAGAGAUAGUGGUGACUAAUAUUGUCAACCCAGCUUCUUUCCUAGAUGGCAACCAAGGGGAGCCUGUGGAACAUGACUGCUCAGAGACUAUUGAAGCAGUGUACUCCAGCUGUCCAGACCUGAAAGACACUCCAUUGGAGGGAGCCCAUGACUGGUUCACAGAUGGAAGCAGUUCUAUCGUAAGCGGCACCCAAUACUCGGGAUAUGCUGUCACAACAACCAACAGAAUUCUGGACUCUGGGCUGCUACCUGCUUCAACUUCGGCUCAGAAAGCAGAAAUAAUCGCCUUAACAAAAGCCCUGGAGAGAGCUAAGGGACUGAAGAUCAACAUAUGGACUGACUCCAAAUAUGCAUUCGGAUUGGUACAUGCUCACGGAGCUAUUUGGAAGGAAAUAGGACUCUUGAACUCUCAAGGGGAAACCAUCAAGCAUGACACAGUAAUUUUGAAACUUCUGGAAGCUGUCCAAUUACUGGAAAGUGUGGCUAUCUUGCAUGUAAAGGCACACCAGAAAAUACGGUUGGCCAUAGGAAGAGGCAAAGAGUUCGCAGACAGAGACACAAAACGAGUGACACGAGCAAAACAGGUAACCGAGGGAGCGCUAAUCCCAGACGGUAAGGUCCUACUGGAGGGAAAACCUCACUAUAAUAAGAAAGACCUUAAACUUAUAGGGGAUUUAGAUGGAGAAUAUAGCCAGGAUGUAUGGGCUGUUACUCCACAUGAAAAAAAAUCAUAGUUCCCUCACACAUGAUAUGGGCAGCAGUCCGAGAGGAACAUAGAAAAGGUCAUUCAGGAGCAGAAGCUCGGUAUAAAUAUUUGAUUGGGAAGAUCAUUGCAAGAAACCUGUAUACAACAGUGCAACAGGUGACACAACGGUGUGAUCUUUGCCUUCAGACUACCCCCAAAGGAGGUCCAAAAUUAGAAAUGAGCCAGAUAGGCAGGGGUAACCUGCCUGGGCAACAAUGGCAAAUUGAUUUCUCAGAAAUCCCAAGAAACGGAGGGUACCAAUAUUUGUUGGUAUUAACUGAUACUUUUUCAGAAUGGCCAGAAGCAUUUCCUUGCAGGACGGCGAAAGCUUGGGAGGUCACCAAAGUCUUGCUACAAGAAAUCAUGCCAAGGUUUGGGGUACCAUCACUAUUGUCCUCAGAUAGGGGACUACACUUUGUACCAAAAAUAGUUCAACAAGUGAGCUUACAACUAGGGAUUGAUUGGCAAUUACAUACCCCCUAUCAGCCUCAAUUGAGUGGUCAGGUAGAGAAAAUGAACCACUUGAUCAAAGAACAGAUUGUGAAAUUGGGGAAAGGAGCAAACUUGGCUUGGCCACAGUCCUUGCCUCUGGCUUUUUUAUGGAACAGAACGAGACCCGGGGCCAAGGAAGGGGUGAGCUCAUUCGAAAUUCUAUAUGGGAGGUCAUAUUCUGUAAAUAUGGGAACAUCAUCACAUACAGGGGAAGAACAAUUGAAUGAGUGCCUCAUGGAGUUGAGCAAACAACUCAGAAAGAUUGAGAAACAUGUAUAUAGUACAAGAGGCAGGGGACUUGAUGGGCCAGUACAUAAGGUAUUGCCUGGCGACUUUGUAUAUAUAAAGUCUCUUGCAGAUAAGACCUUUGAACCACAGUGGGAAGGACCAUUCCAAGUGCUGCUGACCUCCUUCACAGCUAUCAAAAUCAAGGAGCAGAAUGCUUGUAUCCAUCACUCUCGAGUGAAGAAGGCUCCUAAGUCUCAAUGGAGAAUCGUACAAGUGCAACCAGGAAAAUUAUUUUUAUCUCACUCAUAAUAGUAAAAGAAUUUACUACAGGAAAUGAAAAGGGGGGAAUUGAUGUAAGGAAACCAGAUGCCCCCCCCACCUUCAGGAAACGUUGCAUCUGGGGGUUGAGACAUUCCCUUUGUCUGUUAAGAUUGCUUGUUGGGACAUGCCCUUUGUUUGUUCUGACAUGCCUUUUGUUUGUUGGGAUAUGCCCUGUGCUUGUUGGUGUUGCAGUUACCUUAAUAAAACGGUUUGAAUCCUAGAAUAUUAUUUUGAUUUUAGUUUAAAAAUAUG